This is a messenger RNA of Lentinula edodes (shiitake mushroom), 1771 nucleotides long. Its product is annotated as glycoside hydrolase superfamily. NCBI's taxonomy places the organism in Eukaryota, Fungi, Basidiomycota, Agaricomycetes, Agaricales, Omphalotaceae. The transcript has 5 exons. Gene Ontology annotation, cellular component: extracellular region; cell surface. Gene Ontology annotation, biological process: glucan catabolic process. The record is from RefSeq and is a predicted model, not a curated record. Gene Ontology annotation, molecular function: glucan endo-1,6-beta-glucosidase activity. The coding region runs from base 54 to 1694 and encodes 546 amino acids.
CUUCUACUACUUUCACUUUGACUUUGGUUCACUGCGGCUGGCUCCGCUUCAAUAUGUUUACAUUUAUUCUCUUCCCUCUCUUUGCUCUUCGAGUCUUGUGCCAAAACAUAUCCGCACUUCAAUCUGACUAUCAAACGCCUUAUAUUUCUGCCGAGCCUUUUGCUCCAUAUGACCCAGUACGCGCAUCAGUCUUUCGGUAUCGCCAGCAGCAGUCAGUAAACCUUGGUUCUUGGUUUGUUCAAGAGCAAUGGAUGGUUCCUUCCAUUUUCGAAUGUGCAGCAGAGCCCAAAAUUGCAGAAAUCGAUAUAGCUAACGGCGGAUGUAAUCCUCAAGCUAUACUUGAAAAGCAUUGGGAUACUUUCAUCACACAGCAAGACUUCAACUAUCUUGCGAGCAUUGGUAUCAACACCGUACGACUUCCCAUCGGUUACUGGUCUCUUGGUCCGAACUUUGUUCAAGACACUCCCUUUGCAAACCUUUCGUCUGUCUACGAGAAUGCAUGGCCUCAUGUCGUUCGUGCUAUCAACAUGGCUGAAGCGUCGAAUAUCGCCGUUAUCGUAGACUUGCACGGAGCUCCGGGAAGCCAAAAUGGUCAACCUCACUCGGGUAUAUCAGAUGGAAAGGCGAAUCUGUGCGCCAACUCCACGUAUCAAGAGAAGACUCUGCAAGUUGUUCAAUAUCUCGCAACGGAACUGUGCUUCGUUUCCAAUGUAGCCGGCGUCCAGAUAUUAAAUGAACCGGAAGAUUGUUCUGAGCUUACCGAUUUCUACACUCUCGCUACUAAUGUCAUCAGAAGUGCAUGUUCUCUGCCAGAUUUUCCUGUCUAUCUUCAUGACGCUUUCGACUUGGAUCGUUUCAAAGAUUACGUUUCCGCCAAAGUUCCCGAUUUCAGUGUUCAAGAUCAUCAUUCCUACUACGUGUAUACGCCUCAAGACGACGCCGAACCUGCAGAAAAUCACACGACCGACGUCCAAACUACAGUUACUUCUCAACUUGCUAGUGCUAAUGACACUUUACUGCACAACCUCAUCAUUGGAGAAUGGUCUUGUGCGCUCACUCCCGACAGUUUGAAGAACGAGUCAGACCCUCAGCAAGCUCGACGUGAUUUUUGUACGGCUCAGUAUGUUGCCUACACCCGGGACACUCCAGGAAACAGUUUUUGGUCGUACAAGAAGGAAGAUUGUGAUCCUGACUGGUGUUUCCUCAAUGCUGUUAACAACUCGCUCCCUUCGUCGUUCUUCUCUUACGGUUCUGGACCUAUUACUUCGGAGCAAUACCAUAUGAUCCAACUGCUCGAGCCAGAAAUAGUCACUUUAACGGCUGGUAACUUGGUCCCUCGCAGAGAUAAUACCUUUUCUAUAUCAAGUGAAGCAUCCCCAUCGAGAUACCGCCAUCGUAGCCACGCAAUAGCACACCGUCGACAGUUUUCGGGACAAAAUACAACUUCGUUUACGUCAACGCUGUCCCCAGAGAUGAAAGACUACCAGAAUGGAUAUCAGGAAGGAUUUAUUACUGCGCAGAAAUUCGCGUUAUAUGGAGGGUCAAGGCUGGGCUUCCUUGGUCAGUAUCUUUGGACUGGGAUAAGUGGGUCUGGUGAUUCUUGGGGGCCGGAAGGAGGCUCCUUUCGACAAGGCUUUGUGCAGGGGUUGAGAGAUGCAGAAGAUAAGAUUUCUGGAAUUACAAGGCAACUUUGAUAAUUAUGGCUCUUGGUUUCAACCAAAUAUUGUUUUGUAUAUAAUUUCGAACUAUCCUUCACUCAAUCUUUCGCAUG